Molecule: messenger RNA, 1969 nt
Organism: Thlaspi arvense
Lineage: Eukaryota; Viridiplantae; Streptophyta; Magnoliopsida; Brassicales; Brassicaceae
Source: the annotation of a GenBank genome assembly
UAAAAAUCGUAUAAAAAAGAAACAAUUAGUAAAAAAUCCUAGUUCCUACACUCUCUCUAUCCCUCUCCACCAGCUCUAUCUAUACAAAUGAUUUUUAAAAAAUAAAAAAAAGUUCUCUUAUAAACUUUUGCACAGCCAAAAUUCUUAUAUCUAGAAGAGAAAUAAUUACUCUUACCAAAGAAAUGAUGAGAUGUAAAUGUCUCCUUUUACUAUUGAUCAUUACUUUGGCCUACAUUGGAGUUUCUGCCAAGAACCACUCUUCAAGACCUAGAUUAAGAAGAAAUGAUUUCCCAGAAGAUUUCAUUUUUGGAUCUGCUACUUCUGCAUAUAAGUGUGAAGGUGCUGCUCAUGAAGAUGGUAGAGGCCCAAGUAUCUGGGACACCUACUCUGAAAAUUUCCCAGAGAAAAUAAUGGAUGGUAGUAACGGGUCUAUUGCAGAUGAUUCUUACUACCUUUACAAGGAAGAUGUGAAUUUGCUGCAUCAGAUUGACUUCAAUGCUUACCGUUUCUCCAUCUCCUGGUCACGGAUUUUGCCUCGUGGGGAUCUAAAUGGAGGAAUAAACCAGGCUGGGAUUAACUAUUACAACAACUUGAUCAAUCAACUUAUGUUAAAAGGAGUGAAGCCAUUUGUCACAAUCUUUCACUGGGAUUUACCAGAUGCACUCGAAGAUGCUUACGGUGGCUUUCUUGGAUCCAAGAUUGUGGAUGAUUUCAGGGACUAUGCGGAGCUCUGUUUCCAGAAGUUCGGAGAUAGAGUGAAGCAUUGGGUGACACUAAACGAGCCGUUUACAGUGGUACAUCAAGGUUAUACAACAGGGGAAAAGACACCUGGAAGAUGUUCCAGUUUCACUAAACCUGACUGCACCGGCGGCGAUGGAGCCACCGAGCCUUACAUCGUCGGCCAUAACUUGCUCCUCGCUCAUGGAGCCGCCGUAAAAGUCUACCGAGAAAAGUACCAAGUAUGUUUCUCCUGUUUCCAUAACUUACUCUGUUUCCAUCAUCCUCUGUUUUACUCUGUUUCAUGCUCUGCUUUUCUCUGUUUCCGCUAUGUUCUGCUUUUGCAAUGCAUUGUGUCUACUCUACUCUGUCUAUUUGAACUUUACAACUCUGGGAAUCGGUUUCCGAUUGGCACUACCCUUACUCGAGCCACGGCCUUCACCUUCGAAUACUUCAUGGAGCCAAUCGUCAACGGUAAAUAUCCGACAGAAAUGGUUAAUCACGUCAAAGACGGUCGUCUUCCUACUUUCACACCAGAAGAGUCUUCGAUGUUUAAAGGAUCGUACGAUUUCAUAGGCAUUAACUAUUACUCAUCGUCUUACGUAAAAAGCGUGCCGUGUGCAACUGAAAACAUCACCAUGUCCACUGAUUCUUGCGUCAGCAUCGUAGGUGAGCGAAAUGGAGUGCCUAUCGGUCCAAAGGCUGGGUCGGACUGGGUUUUGAUAUGCCCCGAGGGUAUUCGUGAUCUUCUACUUCAUGCAAAAUACAAAUUCAAUGAUCCCGUCUUGUACAUAACAGAAAACGGAGUGGAUGAAGCUAGUAUUGGAGAAAUCUUUCUUAAUGGCGACUUGAGAAUUGACUACUAUGCACAACACCUUAAGAUGGUUCGCGAUGCAAUCUCGAUGGGUGUGAAUGUGAAAGGGUAUUUUGCGUGGUCGUUGAUGGACAACUUCGAAUGGGCCGAAGGAUAUACGGUCAGGUUCGGGCUAGUGUUUGUGGACUUUGCAAAUGGACGUAAGAGGUACCGAAGAAAUCAGCUAAGUGGUUUAGGAGAUUGUUGAAGGGAGAGGUCAAUAGGACGAUGCAGCAAGUGGCUGUUAUCUAAUUUUAUUAAUCAGUUUAAUUUGUUCUGCUAUUUGUAAUACGUUUCGUUUUUUUUUUUUUGAUGUACAGAAAAUAAAUUUUUCAAAUAAGGUUUGGUCUUGUUGGAUGUUAAUUUAAUACUGAAAAAAGCAUUAAUCUCAUACUUUUU